CGGAAUGAAAACUUUUCCAGCCUUAUCUGUAAAUAGUUACUUGAUUUCCCCCCUAUUAAAAAAUAGGCUACAUAUAAUCACUUAUCCGGAAAGACGUAGUGUUCACCCGCGAGUUUAUCCUCACAGUAGCAAUAGCCUAACCCUCGGACGUGGUAGUAACACUACGUUGGAGGUUGGGGUAGGGAUUUUUGGUGACAUUGCAACAAGCAUUGGUCACAGGAUUAGCAAACGCAUUGUCUUUUGACAAACCCAUUCUAUGGACUUGCUUUUAACUCUCCACAGGCCGCUUCUUAACAACGCUGAAUUGUUACGUUGAAGAAGAGCACCGUAGCAGCCUCCUCCGGUCAUAGAGUGAAUCACACUGCAAUUAUUUUAUAAUUUUGCAGCAAUUAUUUUUCUUUUCUGCAAUGUCACGACUGGCUUCUGUAGACUACGAGGUGUUCGGACACGUGCAAGGUGUAUUCUUCCGCAAGUACACGCAGAAAGAGGGGAGCCGGCUGCAGUUAGUGGGCUGGGUGCGGAACACAAACUGGGACACAGUGGAGGGCCAAAUCCAGGGCCCGAAAGAGGCUGUUGAAAAUAUGAAGAAUUGGUUAAGAACCACAGGCAGCCCCAUGUCCCGCAUUGACAAGGUCAACUUUACCAACGAGAAAGAGAUUCCUGCCCUAGAGUUCGACUCUUUCACCACUAGAUACUGAGGAGUUAACUCCUGCCCUGUAUCUUAUACCAUCAGCGGGUAUAAACUGGCUGGCUUCACUUCAUCUGCAGUCCCAUCUGAGCUUCCCCGCAAGACGCCAUUUUGUGCACUGAGAAAUUUUUAUAAAUGGCUCGUUUCAAGAAUGAAAUAUUUGUGUUGUGGGGGACAAUCCAUCACUAACUCCAACCACAAUGGUACAAUCCAGAUGUAAAGUACAUUCUAACAGACAUGUCUAUUUAUUAAAGAAGAAACAUACCACCAAAUUAAUCUUUCUGUAACAUUAAUGCAUUAAAACAUAUUUGUGUGUCUA
Molecule: messenger RNA, 1007 nt
Organism: Conger conger (European conger)
Lineage: Eukaryota; Metazoa; Chordata; Actinopteri; Anguilliformes; Congridae
Product: acylphosphatase-2-like
Exons: 5
Coding region: 408-698 (96 amino acids)
Molecular function (GO): acylphosphatase activity
Source: RefSeq, a predicted model, not a curated record